AUAUUACUCUUCGCUAUUUAGCUACAAUCUAGGAGCAAUCAACAACAAAUAACAACCGCUGAAAUAAUUUUUAACAUACAAUACAAUAUGACUGUUCAACAACUGGAGGCGCUCCGUGAUCAACUUCAAUCAGAAAUCAGGUCCUCUUCACCAAAUCUCCAAAAGAUUGGUCAACUCUUGUCCCAGGCUAAGAUUGCUUUGAUUGAAUUGGGUGCUUUUGUACCAGUUGCAGGAAAGACUGAUCACAAUGUUCUGACGACAGCACGUGAUAUUCUUGAAAUUGGCGCUUACUACAGUGUCCGUAUCAAAGAUAUUGCUUCUUUUGAAAGAUAUAUCUCACAGUUAAAUACAUACUAUCAUGACCUUGCAUCAACCCUUCCUCCUUCAGAUCAAAUGUAUCCCUUGAUUGGACUUAAUUUGCUGCGAUUACUUUCUCAGAAUAGAUUAUCCGAUUUCCAUACAGCACUCGAGACCAUCGAUUCUGAUCAAUUGCAAACAAACAAGUAUAUCAAACAGGCUGUUGAUUUAGAGCAAUUUUUGAUGGAGGGUAGUUAUAAUAAGGUCUGGAGUACAAGGAAUACAGUUCAAGGAGAGGAGUUUCUGUUCUUUUACGAUAUUUUAAUUGAUACAAUCAGACAUGAGAUUGCAAGCUGUAGUGAAAAAGCCUAUGAAUAUCUUCCAUUAAACGAUGCCAGUACUUUGUUGUUCUUGAAGAAUACUGAGGAAUUAUUGAAUUUUGCCAAUGCACGCGGAUGGAAAGUUAAUCCAGCUGAACAAAAGCUCUAUUUCGUUUCUGAAGACGAUGAAAAUAUUGAAAUCCCUCAAGAACAAAUUAUUACUCGUACAUUAGGUUAUGCAAGAGAACUUGAGCGUAUUGUAUAAGAACGCUUCUAUGCAAAAAUGGAAAUAAAAAGGAAAACAAAAAAUUAAAAGCGCGAUGUAUGCAAGCAGAAAGAGAGAGAGCUGAAUUGCCUCUUCUGUUUUCUUUAUUUGACACUCUA
Molecule: messenger RNA, 1001 nt
Organism: Mycotypha africana
Lineage: Eukaryota; Fungi; Mucoromycota; Mucoromycetes; Mucorales; Mycotyphaceae
Product: COP9 signalosome
Exons: 6
Coding region: 88-882 (264 amino acids)
Biological process (GO): proteasome-mediated ubiquitin-dependent protein catabolic process
Cellular component (GO): proteasome regulatory particle; proteasome regulatory particle, lid subcomplex; nucleus
Source: RefSeq, a predicted model, not a curated record